Messenger RNA from Acinonyx jubatus (cheetah), 1821 nucleotides. RefSeq names its product ADP-ribosyltransferase 5 (gene ART5). NCBI's taxonomy places the organism in Eukaryota, Metazoa, Chordata, Mammalia, Carnivora, Felidae. Gene Ontology annotation, molecular function: NAD+-protein-arginine ADP-ribosyltransferase activity; NAD+ poly-ADP-ribosyltransferase activity. Bases 534 to 1493 code for a protein of 319 amino acids. The record is from RefSeq and is a predicted model, not a curated record. The transcript has 5 exons.
GAAAGGCUAGUGUUUGUAAACAUGGGGUCACCUGAGUCUAAGAGGUCCAGAGAGGGAGGGUCUGGGGAGAAGUGGUACUGGCCCCUGAGGCUGUGAGAUAGCUCUGCAUCUGGUCCCACCCCACUAAAGGGAAGGGGAACGAUGGGUGCCGCUCAGAGGUCCGACCACAAACGCUCCAACGUUUGAGCCAUAUGCAAAUAUCAUGCAAAUCAGCAAAUGCACCAGCGGAGACUUUCUGGUGGGCGGGACCCGCGUGGGCCUCCCCGGCGUAGUGGUCUGGGAGGUGGGGCCCAGCCAGGUCAGGGCCCACCUGAGGAAGAGGCAAGUCUCACAAGUCUCACAAGUCUCACAAGUCCCUCCCUCAUCCCUGGCCUCGCUCGGAGCCAAAGUGGAUUCUGGAGAAAGACCUCGCAGUCCUAGGGGUAGGGAGGCCCGCCCUUAGCCCCGCCCACGCCCUCCUGGACUGUAUCCUGAACGGGGGCACUUCACACCUGAGGAACGGACCCAGGUCUUUGUCCCCCAGCCCACCGCCAAUGGUGCCCUCGACAUCUGGACCUCGCUUUCCUGAGUCUCCCCCAAAAAUGAUGCUGGUGGCUCUGCUGAUGGCUCUCCAUGCCCUCUGGCAGGCCCGGGCUGUUCCCAUCCUGCCCCUGGGCCUGGCUCCAGACACCUUUGAUGAUGCUUACGUGGGCUGCGCAGAGGAGAUGGAAGAAAAGGCAGCCCCUCUGCUGAAGGAGGAGAUGGCUGGCCACGCCCUGCUGCGGGAGUCCUGGGAGGCAGCACGGGAGGCCUGGGAGCACAGGCGUCGAGGGCUCACCCUGCCCCCUGGCUUCAAAGCCCAGCACGGAAUCGCCGUCAUGGUCUAUACCAACUCAUCUAACACUUUAUACUGGGAGCUGAACCAGGCUGUGCGAACAGGCGGUGGCUCCCGGGAAUUCUACAUGAAGUACUUCCCCUUCAAGGCCCUGCAUUUCUACUUGACCCGGGCCCUGCAGCUGCUGCAGGGCAGUGGGGGCUGCAGCAGGGGACCUGGGAAGGUGGUGUUCCGAGGCGUGGGCACCCUUCACUUUGAACCCAAGAGGCUGGGGGACUCUGUCCGCUUGGGCCAGUUUGCUUCCAGCUCCCUGGAUGAGGCAGUGGCCCGCAGAUUUGGUAAUGCCACCUUCUUCUCUCUAAGGACUUGCUUUGGGGCCCCUAUCCAGGCCUUAUCUGUCUUUCCUGAGGAGCGCGAGGUGCUGAUCCCCCCACAUGAAGUCUUCUUGGUCACCAGGUUCUCCCAGGAAGGAGCCCAGAGCCUGGUGACUCUCUGGAGCUAUAAUCAGACCUGCAGCCACUUUAACUGUGCCUAUCUGGGUGGGGAGAAGAGGCGGGGCUGUGUAUCUGUACAAACAGGACAGCCAGACUCCACCUCCCAGGGGGACUUCUCUCUACUCUCCUGGAAGACCCUGUUCUUGGCACCUAGGGGCUUCCAGAUCUCAGGAGUUGGGCCCUGAAAGUUCAAUAUCUGCCACUUAGGAGUUCUGGGAACUGGUGACCUUCAUAUGAAGAAGGGAGCUUCGAACAGCCUCGAAGCGAGAAAGUGGUUUCGGACACAGCCCUAGCAGCCACUUCCCCAGGGAUGGGGACCCACCCAGCCAUCUCUCUAUCCAGCCAUCUCCCCUCCCAACCAGGAUGUGGGGGGAUCUGAGGCCACGGCAGGGUGGAGGGAGCCCUUGCUAUGUGGUGGUAGGGACUCCCUGGGACAAGCAUGGGUAGUACUAUGACGAUCACUCAAUUAAACAGUAUUGCAGUGUGGUGACAUCAAAUUUCAUGAUUGGUUUA